AAGAUUGCUCUCUCCCUUGACGGCAGGGCUGUUUCCUUGAGCCAACUUUAAGGGUUGUCUCACUCUUUCUGUGUCUGUUGUUUUUUUUCUUUUCUUCUUUUUCUUGGGAGUUGGGAGUAACUCCCUUCUCCUAGGGAGGAUACAUCAUGAGCAGAGGUUCAAAAGGAUCCAAGAGCUUGGAGAACUCACCCAGCUGCCUUUUGAGCAAUCAAGAAAAUGAGCGUGUCUUUGACCAACUAGGGCGGAAAUGUGUGUCCUUGGCCUCCACUGUGGCACAGCUUUUUGUGGCUCCUCCUGAAAGCAGCAAUCGCUGGUGUCUGCAAAACACUGGAAUGGUGUGCUUCGUCAAGGACAAUCCCAAGAGAUCCUACUUCCUCCGCCUGUAUGGUAUCAAUGAUGGGAACCUUAUCUGGGAGCAGGAAAUAUACAACCAGUUUAUGUAUCAUACACCAAAACCUUACUUUCACACCUUUGCUGCAGACGACUGCCAGGCUGCCCUAAACUUUGCAGAUGAAGCUGAGGCAGACAUUUUCAGACAGCAUGUUGAAGAAAAGAUCCAGCAAAGGGCAAAAGGAAAAGACAGAAGACAGCGUCCCCCACCUCCCCCCGUCGGUGAAGACAGGAGAGGUAUCCCGCCCCCACUGCCACCUCCAAAUGCUAAUGGCCCUGGAAUGCUUCUUGGGGGUCACUCCUCAGUUCCAAUGGUCACAGUUGACAUUCAGAAUCAAGAUUUUAUGUCAUCACAAAAUCGCCUCCCUGCAUCUUCUUCAUCUUCGGAAAAAGGCAAAAAGAGUAAGAAGAAAGACAAAAAGAAGCUGACGAAAGCUGACAUCGGAGCUCCCAGUGGCUUCAAGCACGUCACACAUGUAGGAUGGGACCCCAACAAAGGAUUUGACGUAAAUAAUCUGGACCCAGAUCUAAAAGAUCUGUUCUCCAGGGCUGGCAUAAGUGAAGAUCAACUAACCGAUGCAGAGACCUCUAAAAUGAUCUAUGACUUCAUCGAGCAAUCUGGAGGACUGGAGAGGGUGAAGGCAGAAAUGAGGAAACAAGAUCAAGGUCCUCCACCACCUCCUACUCGCUCAGGUCCUCUUCCUCCUGUUCCCUCAUUGACUUCCCGAGGACGAUCAGGACCUUUACCGCCAGUUCCAGGACCUCCACCACGUGGACCCCCACCUUCAAGGGGUCCAGCUCCAACAUCAAAUCGAAGUGUCCCACCACCACCACCACCCAGUUCUCGAACAAACCACCCACCACCUCCACCUCCUCAGCCAAUAUCUCAUCAAGAACAUCAUUUUCCUCCACCUCCACCUCCUUCUGUAGCAGCCACAGCAGCAGCACCCCCACCUCCUCCUCCACCACCUCCUCCACCUCCAGCUCCAAUGAGCGGACCACCUGCUCCAGCAUUACCAAGCCCUGCUCGUAGCACACCUGGACCUGCACCUCCCUCAGGAGGAAGAGGAGCAUUACUGGACCAAAUACGGCAGGGAACAAAACUGAAAAAUGUAACAGAAAACCCAGAAUCUCCCUCUUCUGCUCCCUCAUCUGAGAGCAAUGAAGGCAUAGUGGGGGCCCUCAUGAUGGUUAUGCAGAAAAGAAGCAAAGUCAUUCACUCUUCAGAUGAAGGGGAAGACGAUGGAGGCGAUGAUGAUGAUGAUGACGAAUGGGAUGACUGAUUCACCGUUUCCUUGGCGCUGUUCCUUUUCUGCCAUCAUUUAUCAUGCAUGUCAUUAGCAAGUUUAAACCAUUUACUGUUUUAUUUUUUCCAUCAGCAGUUGGGAUGGUUAAAAGACAUUUGCAUAUUUUAGAACAUUUGUUUAUGGAGAACAAUAUCCUCAUUGAAAGCUAUGAUGGUAUCUUUAAAUGGAAAUAAAAAAAAAAA
Polypterus senegalus (gray bichir) is the source of this 1879-nucleotide messenger RNA. RefSeq names its product wiskott-Aldrich syndrome protein-like. Lineage: Eukaryota; Metazoa; Chordata; Cladistia; Polypteriformes; Polypteridae. Gene Ontology annotation, molecular function: small GTPase binding; actin binding. Gene Ontology annotation, cellular component: plasma membrane. Bases 147 to 1673 code for a protein of 508 amino acids. The record is from RefSeq and is a predicted model, not a curated record. The transcript has 12 exons. Gene Ontology annotation, biological process: regulation of Rho protein signal transduction; actin filament organization.